This is a messenger RNA of Haliotis rufescens (red abalone), 5494 nucleotides long. RefSeq names its product mediator of RNA polymerase II transcription subunit 14-like. The transcript is spliced from 41 exons. The record is from RefSeq and is a predicted model, not a curated record. The coding region runs from base 133 to 4545 and encodes 1470 amino acids. Gene Ontology annotation, cellular component: mediator complex; core mediator complex. Lineage: Eukaryota; Metazoa; Mollusca; Gastropoda; Lepetellida; Haliotidae. Gene Ontology annotation, biological process: regulation of transcription by RNA polymerase II. Gene Ontology annotation, molecular function: transcription coregulator activity.
AUCUCCCUUUACAAAAUAAACUAAAAUGUCGGCUUUCUGUUGAAAGUCGCCGACAAAGCUCCUGUAACUGGCGCACAAGAGAUUCUCAAAGAUCAGUAGAUAAGCUGUGUCCAGUGGGUGACCAGGAAGAGCAUGCCCCAAACAGAGAUGGCAGUCGCUCAAGGGAACCCUGGUGGGGCGGGGACUAUCUCACUAGCUACACUCAUAGACUACAGUCUGCAGAGAACACACCAUGAACUCAGUAUCUUGUCGGAGUUGUUACCACGGAAGACUGAUAUGGACAGGAAAAUUGAGAUAUUCCAAUUUGCCAACCGUACCCGUCAGUUGUUUGUGAGACUUCUGGCACUGGUGAAAUGGGCAACUUCCGCAAGCAAAGUUGACAAAUGCACAGACAUCUGCAACUUCUUGGAACAACAGUCUUUCUUCUUCGUGGACACUGCUGACCAGCUGGCUAAAGUAGCCAGGGAGACACUGGUCACUGCCCGACUGCCCAGUUUCUCUCUGCCGUGUGCUAUCGAUGUUCUCACCACAGGGACAUACCCCCGACUUCCAACCUGUAUCAGGGACAAGAUAGUACCACCGGACCCCAUCACUCCCCAGGAGAAGAAGCAGACCCUGGACCGCCUGAACCAGGUGAUCCAGUACCGCCUGGUGUCCUGCGAGCUGCCCCCACAGAUGAGGAGACUCAAGAUAGAAAAUGGCAGGGUCAAAUUCCUUGUAGAACAUGAGUUUGAGGUGACCUUGACCUUGAUGGGUGACAGCCCCACAAUACCAUGGCGAUUACUUGAUAUUGAUAUCCUGGUAGAAGAUCAUGAAACUGGAGAUGGGAAGUCCCUGGUUCAUUCACUGCAGAUCCACUACAUCCACCAGCUGGCACAGAACCGUCUCCUGGACAACGACAAGCCCCUACAUGACCUCUACAAGGUGCUGCAUUCUUUUUGUCAGUCCCUGCAGCUCGAAGUGCUUCAUUCCCAGACUCAGAGACUGAUUCGCAACCGACUUGGUGAUAGUGUUCGAGUGGAGGAAUACACUCUCAGCAAGAGCCUGCUGACCUCAUACUGGAGGGAUCAGCUGAAGAAGGAUAAAGAUGGGACAGUGUAUAAGCUGAGCGUCCACGUGUGUGAUGACGAUGAUGGCAAGCCGCUGCAGAUCAGUCACAGUCCGCCCAUGUCUCCGGACGACAGCAAUAAAGUGGGACUGGCAAUCAAGAGUGACCAACUGUCGAUCGAGAAACUCCUCAUGCAGACGAUAGAAGUGAGGACCCAUAUCAAGUUGAAGGAAUUUGCCAAAGAAAUGCAGAGAUAUGUAGAUGAAAAAUGUGAAGUCCGAGACAUGCCUGUAGCCCUCCAUGUUCCGUUGUUAACCCCGUCAAUGUCCUCCGAGAUUCUCCGUAUCUCCAUCGACAUCCAGCGAGGGUCCUACCUCACAUCAGUACCAUGUCUGACUGAAAAUUCUGUUGUAAAAGAAAUAGAAGACUGCCUCAAUGCUGACCGUCGAGGACUGGAAAAGUAUUUCACUAAACUCAGAAUGCAGUUGUGCCUUCAGCGGUGUGAGAAGUCUGUUCAGCUUCUGCCGGCUCAGACGUUCAGUUGCCUGCCGAUCGUCAACAUGCACGGCCACCCAGUGGAGAGACUGGGCAGGUACAAGCUUUUCAUCAAAGUACCCAAACAGUCCAACUUCUUUGUGGUUGUUGAACUUGUGGAGAAGAAGCCGAGGUCGGUGGAGUAUAAGAAUUAUGUGCUGGAGACGACACCAUGCACGGCAGACGGCACGGAGGAUGAUCUGGCAGAAGAUGUUGGUGUCAAGCUGUAUCUGAACGCUGGCAAGUUCAUAGAGGUCGACAACUACUCCACAACACAUGGACCUUUCACAAAAAUAUUCGAGGACUACCCCACAACACAACUUGACAGUCUGACCAGGAAAAGAAAGCUGUUUUUGGGUGGAGCGGAUCUCGAUGAGCCCGACACAAAGAAAGUGAAGGGUUCGCCCUACUUUGUUCCUGAGUUGGCGUACCUGCUGGUGUCGUGUGAGGAGAGGAUUCCGUUUGUCUGCCUGGGUGAUGAGCUCAACAGACAGGACGUUCCCCAUGAAGGGAUCCAAGUGGAUGAGGAAGGGAUCUGUCUGGUCCUUGGUAUUCUUGAUUUCCCUGAGUGUGGAGGAUGCAGCAAGGAGGUCAGUGAUGCCCUCAAGAAGCAGCUGCUGUCCUGCAAGUUCCGCAUCCUCUCUAAGCCACUGCACUGGGUGGUGGAGUUUCUGUUCACAAGCUCGCCACUUGAGUCAUCAAGCUACAAGGAGUCAGGUAACCUACAGCGAGUGACUCUCAACCUUGACCUUAGCGGCGACAACGUCCAGAAGACCGUGACAGACCUCAAGGAUGAGUGGAGCGCCAUGGGGCAUCUCUAUAGUGCUGUGCAAGAGUUUGUGGAACUCUUUAAUGAUCCCCGGACGGGCCUACAGCUGCAGUGUGAAGUCCGAUCCUACAACUACCGCAGACUGACUCUGGCGUAUGGGCCCACCAGAAGCAGCAUUGUGACGGUCCAGUGGCGGUCAGACGGCAACUUCCAUAUCAUGCUGGGGACAAGUGGUCAGGCCAGCACCGGUAACCCUCACAUCGUCAUGGCAACACAACUGCAGGCGGACCUCAACACCAGCAAGUCGCUGGCGGAGCUGGUCACCGUCCUCAAUGAGACGUGGUCCCCGAUGACGUCCAUCAGUAAGCUGUCCACAGCCACAGUGAUGGGAGUGACAGUGAACAACAAGCAGCCAGUCUCCACCUUCACCAUCCUGCCACAGUCCUCAACACAUGUCAGGAUCGCCUUCCGCGGAGUAUACUGUCUGGAUGUACACUUCAAGACUGGCAGCAUCGUGGCUGUGAGGGACGGCGCCUACAGUCUGUUCGACACCAGCAAGGCCGUGGAAGGUUUCAACCCUGCUCAGGGACUCAAGGCGUUCCUGAAUCUGUUCUAUGACGAGAGUGUGAUAGGAAGUCAUGCUCGCCGCCGUUCCACCACAGAUGACGACAACCCCCCAUCUCCCAUCGGCAUGGAUACCAUGGACAUCGGGAUCUACCAGAACCCCAGCGUCGGCUCCCCCGCCGUCCGACAAAGACAGGAAGGGGCUGGGGGAUUCCGCUUCCAGAACCCCAUGACCCCACCAUCCAACCCCCACACCCCUGCAUCGCCAGGGGUGGCAAGAAUUCCAGCAGGGGUCAAUCCAUCUCCAUCCACCCUGAUGGGAAACCCGUCGCCAGGUACCUUGUUGACCGGGGGCUCUCCAGGCAACCCCCACCUUCAUGUCCCCUCCCCCUCCUCCUUCGUCCCCGCCCCCUCCCCACAAUCCCUCGGCAUUCACAUGCAGUCUCCAGCAGGCUCCUUCAUCAGCCCAAGUAUGGUAGAGGGCGGCUCCCCUUAUCCCAGCUCCAGCCUGGCAAUGCCGUCCCCCAACCCAAGGAACUGGCCGGGGUCCCCGUCAGUCCAGGGCCCCAGUCCAGCAUCACACCACAUGGUGGCAUCCCCAGGGCAUCCUGCUCUUCACUCCCCUCAGACACAACACAAGGACUCGGACCACAGCAAGACAUCAGUUGUAAGUCCACCGUCCCGGAUGCUACCCCAGAGGUCGUGGGCGGCGUCGGUGCCGACCCUGCUGUCCCACGAGGCGUUCAGCAACCUGCUGACCCCCAACACCAUGCCCACCUCCUCCAUGAACAUCCCGGGCAUGCAGCCCCUGCCAGCAUCCCCCAUCGAGAGGUUCUUCGGCUGUGUGUACAUGCGCCGACACCUGUCACGCCAGAUACAGAGUGACGACAGUUUGACAGCCCUGCCGUUCAACGAGCCGGGAGUGAAUGUGUUUAAGGGAGAGAGCCUGCAGUACAAAGUGAGCAUGAACCAGGCCAACCUGCAGACACUACAGAUGAAAGCCUUCCCAACACAAGACUGCAAAGACCCUUGGGCACCAGAAGAGCUGCAGAUUCUUGAGAAGUUCUUUGAACUAAAGGUGGCAGGUCCACCCUACAAGAUCAACGCCCUGACGGCGUUCAGCCGCCUCCUGGGAGCUCCGACCCUCAUCCUGAAGGACUGCAUCCAGAUCAUGAGGAUGGAACUGAUGCCGGACCGCAACCUAAAGUGGUCCGUUCAGUGGUGCCUGACCAUCCCUCCUGGCACCGGCCACAUCAUCAACGCCCCUGCUGGUACCCCUGCCAUCGUCAUCAACCUCGUCAAGGGCAAGAUGGUACUCAUGCUGCAGCUUACACGUCUGAAUCUGUCGCUGCCGAUUGGGAAAGAGCCACCAUCACUGAUCAUCCCCCUGUUCUACGACAUCGGCUCCAACACCGUCACCCACCUGGACAUCCGCAACACCACUGGUCAGCAGCAGCAGGUGAUGCCCAACACACCACAGAGUCAGACCAUCUCGGCUGUCAACAUGAUGCUGAAGAGAUACAUGGACAUGAACCCCAACUCGGCUCACUGCGUCAUCUUCCCAGCCCUGCAGGAGCUCAUGGUCAACCUGGUUCUGCCUGUACAGAACCUGCCUCAUGUCGGACAUUAGCUGACCACUGUGUCGGAGGUGUCAUUGGUAACCUACCUCAUGUCGGACAUUACCUAACCACUGUAUCAGAGGUGCCAUUGGUAACCUGCCUCAUGUCGGACAUUAGUUGACCAAUGCAUCAGAGGUGUUACUGGUAACCUGCCCCAUGUCGGACAUUAGCUACUGUCAGCUUUCAGUUUAAGACUUUCAUCUGUGUCAUGGGGCACGGGUGUCCACGUUAUCUUGUGCAGAGUUGCAUCCCUUAGGGUGUGCCAGAAUCCUGUGAUUGUUGGCUGGAUUCCAAGAUUCACCCUGAUUAUGAAUCUUGGUUUGCAGCGCCAUACCAAAACUUUUGGGUUUCGCUAAAAUUGUGAAAGUGUACGACCUGAGGCCUGAGGCCUCUAUCCAACAUGAAACAGGCUCUGGUAUUAGUGAAAUACUGUUAAGGCCAGUUCACUCACAACUGCAAGACAGAUGGGUUUGUUUAGCCUGCGUUGCAGAUCCAAUCGAUAGUAUGAUGUUGGUUGAUGUCAGCCAUCUGUACUGAUUGUUGACCAGUCAUGUCAAACAGCUGCAAAAAUUUUCGUUAAUAAUCAUGGGAAGAAAAUAUUUUCAUUCAUAGAUUCAUUGACAUAGUAUUAUUAAGAUAUUUUGUGAAACAUAGAUAAAUUAUGUUAUCCGAUGAAGACUUAAGCCUACUAAAAAUAUCUGUUUGGUCUUUGAUGUUCAAAGGAAUUUUACCUGAUGGACUGAUCCUGUUUCUUUUCAAAUCCAAAGUGGUUUCAGAUUCGUCUUGUUUCCAUAGUUUGUGUUUUGUUGAUGUAUAUAGUUAAUAUAGUUUCAUCCAACCACCAUCUUCAUUCAAUCCUGUCACCAUUCUUUGAAAUGAAAGAAUGUAUUUCCACUACACAGUGGUAUAUUUGUACAAAGCAAUGUGAAACCAGUGGAUAAUAAACAACCUAUAAUCCUC